AUGUUGUUAUUAGGACCUGAUCAAAAUCAUUCAGAUAUUCCAAUCAGUCACGAUAACGAUGGCAGCAAUAUUCAGCAUACACGUGGUAAUAAAAUUUCCCCCAAAGAUCAAUUUCAUCCUGGUGCACCAGACAGUGAAAAUACUAUUCCUUCAGCCAGUGAAGUAAAUGAAUUCAAUGCUGAAGGACUUGUACGCAUUACUAUUCGUCCAGAUAGUCAUGGACGUUUUGGAUUCAAUGUAAAAGGUGGAAUUGAUCAUGGAAUGCCAGUUAUUGUUAGUCGUGUUGGUACAAAUAUGCCUGCUGAUUUAUGUAUACCAAGAUUAUCAGAAGGUGAUCAAAUUUUAUACAUCAAUAAUAAGGAUGUUUCAAAUCAAACGCAUAUGCAGGUUGUUAAUAUGAUACGAGCAGCUAGUGAACAAUCACAUGGUAGUACACUUGAACUUCUAGUGAAACCGAGUGACUACGUUACAGACGAUGUGAAUGAAGACAAUCCAAUACCAGAUUCUGGGGAUGCACCACCAGUUCCGCCUAGAUCCUAUCAAUCUUCUAUACGUCGACCUACUCUAUCCCUGGAGAAGUUCACUAGAGGCUCGAAACGUUUAGCACGUUUUUCACUUAGAUCAUCAACAUCUCACAAUGUAGCCGAUAGGGAUCAUGACAGUGGUGUUGUACUCAGAAAUUCUUUAUCUGGUUCAAGUUUGUUAGAUUCAAUGAUAGAAUUGGAGACUUUGUUGGCUGAUGGUUCACUGCUGAAUCAAUUCGAACAUUUGCCUAGACGAAAAUCUGGUCUCACUAUGAAUGUGUCUCGGUUAAGUGAAAAUUCAAUAAAGAAUCGUUACCGUGAUAUUUCACCAUACGACCAAACGCGUGUUGUACUAAAACAAGGAUCUGGGGAUUAUAUUAACGCUAGUUUUGUGAAUAUGGAAUACCCCAAAUGUGGAGUUAAUUUACGUUACAUCGCAGCUCAAGGUCCAUUACCUAAUACUUACGGUGAUUUUUGGCAAAUGUGUUGGGAACAACAAGUUUGCUUAAUUGUUAUGCUGACAGCUAUUAGUGAACGUGGUCGAGCCAAAUGUCAUCGUUACUGGCCAGAUCUUAAUCAUACUGUGAAUUUCAAUGUUUCGACAAGUCCUAGGAUUCCUCAACUGCGCAGUUCAACAGAUCUACAGCUGAAAACUAUACGAGAAGAAAUAACUGCAGAUGUUGCUUAUCGGGAAUUCGAUAUCAGCCAGCUGCCUUCAAGUCGCACUUCUUUACAGUCUGUCCUACGAAAAAAUACAGAAACACGUCGUAUCACCCAAUUGCAAUACAUCAGUUGGCCUGAUCAUGGUGUACCAAAUGAUACAGAUCAAUUGAUAUCAUUUGUAGAACGAGUUCAACGAAUCCGUGGAGAAACUUCAUCACCAGUAGUUGUACACUGUUCAGCUGGUAUUGGUCGAACAGGUGUUCUAAUUGCUAUUGAAACUUCAAUCAACUUAAUGGAACGUAAUUUCCCUGUCAAACCGCUGGAAUUAGUUCAACGAAUGCGUGAUCAUAGGGCUAUGUUAAUUCAAACCACUGUAAGUAAAAAUAACAAAUUUAAAUAUUUCAUAUUUCUGUGUUUUGAAUAG
This is a messenger RNA of Trichobilharzia szidati, 1611 nucleotides long. The record is from the annotation of a GenBank genome assembly. Lineage: Eukaryota; Metazoa; Platyhelminthes; Trematoda; Strigeidida; Schistosomatidae.